AUGAAAGUAUACAAACACCCUAUACUAGUCAAUCCUACACGUUGGCUCAGAGGGCCAAAGAAACAUGCUAAACCAUUAUACCAGAGCGGUUAUUACCCUUCCCUUAAAAGCAACCCCUUUGCAGCAGCACUAUCACGACUCGACGCAAACUCACCGUCCUCCACCCUACCCAUAGGAAAUGGCAUUCCAUUGACAGUUAGCCAUCGGGCAGAUAACACGUACGUCCUAACACCAAACAUACAUGAAACACCUACCCAACCCAGUCGAUUGCUCAUCAACAGUGCUAGAUAUAUUAAGUUGAUAGUUGACCGGCCCAAGGCAAUUCAGAAGUUGGUGCCCUUACAGUUUAUCCAACAAUGCAAAUCAUCCAAAGCAAGAGUCACCAUCGACAAAGAUAUCGUGGAGCAAAUAGACACCUUGUACCGACAGAAAAUAGAAUCGCUCCUUCCUGACUCAUCGGAAUGUGGAGACUAUGGCAUCAUCCUCAAACCAAUGGACGUUCCAGUACGUAUCGAUGGCGGUACCACAUACGUAAACAGCACCUUCAACACCUUCAUCAACUACAACACCCACCGCGACCUCGCACAGUUAAUACUAGCGUAUACUGACUUUGUUAAUCUAUAA
Candida dubliniensis CD36 is the source of this 624-nucleotide messenger RNA. RefSeq lists its product as uncharacterized. The record is from RefSeq and is a predicted model, not a curated record. The coding region runs from base 1 to 624 and encodes 207 amino acids. The transcript has a single exon. NCBI's taxonomy places the organism in Eukaryota, Fungi, Ascomycota, Pichiomycetes, Serinales, Debaryomycetaceae.